Molecule: messenger RNA, 3351 nt
Organism: Argiope bruennichi
Lineage: Eukaryota; Metazoa; Arthropoda; Arachnida; Araneae; Araneidae
Exons: 6
Coding region: 207-2171 (654 amino acids)
Source: RefSeq, a predicted model, not a curated record
GAGGACGAUAGAAAAGUGCUCGAGCGAAGUUCACCUAUCAGGAAAGUUGAUAAGAAAAGUGUGAGAGGUGGUUGCAUUUGCGAAAGCAAUAUGCCGAUGUGUCGCGUGCAAACGAACCGAACUCGGUGCAACUAAACGUUGGAUUUAUUUCAGGAUUUUGUAUAUAUAUUUCGGAUGAAGCAGAGACCCAGAUGGAGUUCUAAAGCAUGUUCAACCGUGUUCCUUCUCGUCGAACCUGCCUCACAGGAAUACUGAUCGCAGACCUGUUGAUUCUUCCCUUCUUGUACCUCCUACUCCCCAGGCGGAACACUCCACCCCCUUUUAUAGCGGAGCACCCGUACUUUCUGUAUGAUCUGGAUGUGCACGAACAUAGGAACUCCGGCCAAAAGUGCGUGCUGCCCAGGGUGCAUCCUUUCCAUCCGUCCAUCUGGAACUAUUUUGCACCCCCAAAAGAUAUCGUCUGCAGAACCAGGCAACUAGAUUUGACUUACAUCAGUAGUGAUGGAUUUCUCAAGUACAAUGAAACGGAAUUGGAACGCAAUGGUUACAAAGCUAAUAAGAAUAUGUUCUGUCAUUGGUCAACCGUGCUGAGGGCGGGCGAUUAUCAAGAUGAUGACGACGAUGUUAUCUACGGAUAUGAGUCUAUGUUCAAUCCCGAGGGUAAUGAAUUGCCCCCUGAUUAUGAAGCGUUCCAAGUGGAAUGUUGGAAUUUUGCCGGAUUCACGAUAUACGACAAAUUGCAUGUCCGCGUACGAAACAUCACAAUGACCGAUCAAUACACUUACCUCCAGAAACCAACCAAUGUCCUGAUUUUCGGGUUAGAUUCUAUGUCCCGGUUGGGAUUCAUGAGACUUUUGCCUCGCACCUACAAGUACCUCACAGAGAAAUUGCGUAUGACUGUUUUUCGAGGAAUGAACAAGAUUGGAGAUAAUACUUACCCUAAUCUCGUUGCUCUACUGACAGGACACAAAGCCUAUGGCGGUGGCCUCCCAGACGAAUCCAACGGUUUUGACGAGUGGCCUCUCAUUUGGAAAAACUAUUCUGCUGCAGGCUAUGCUACAAUGUGGGCCGAAGACUUUCCAAAAUACGGCCUCUUCAAUUACCUUGCCAAAGGGUUUCGCCGUCCACCCACUGACCAUUACUUGAGACCCUUCUGGCUGGCCCUCGAAGAGUCUACCUUGCUCAAAUUCAGCUCCCACAUGUGCUACGGUUCUAAACCUAAGUAUAUACUUCAGAUGGAAUAUCUUCGAGAAUUCGUAACCAAGUAUGACACUUUCAGAAAACCAUAUUUUGGUUUCUCCUUCCUGGCAGAAUUGAGCCACGAGUACCUAUCCAGAGUAGCUUCGGCCGAUGGUCAGUUUGAAGAAUUUUUCAAGUUCUUGCAUAAAGGGCGACAUUUGGAGACCACCAUCCUCAUUGUGAUGUCUGACCAUGGUCACAGAUUCGAUGCUAUCAGAACAACUCAGAUUGGACACAUUGAAGAGCGGAUGCCCUUUUUUGCCAUCUACGUCCCUAAAGUCAUCACUUUAGCUCAACCCAGAAUCAAAAAGAUUCUUCGACUGAACAGCGGCCGGCUCGUCACUCCUUUCGACACCCACGCCACUUUGGUCGACAUCUUAGGUUUUGUAACAGACGGUAGCCCACUGGGCACAACACCCUCGCCACCCGGAACACUUGGACAGUCAUUAUUCAAGGUAGUGCCACUAUUGCGCACCUGUGAAGAUGCAUCCAUUCCUAUCAACUACUGCACAUGCGAGAGCGAAUCACCAAUUCCAGAGACUGACAACAGAGCGGUGUUGGCAGCAACAGCUACUAUCAAACACAUAAACGAGUUGCUUAAAGAUGGCGGAUCAACAAUCCUGGAAGGUUGUGCAACGCUGUCGUUGAAAGUCAUCAAGAGUGCUCACUUAGUGAAGUCUGCUGAAGAACAGGGCAAUGGCACGGAGUCGAAAAUUAGAAUUGUAGUCGAAGCUGAACCAAGUGGAGGAAUUUUCGAAGCGACAACAUUGGUGCGGGACACAGAUGCAGAAGUUUUGGUGGAUGUCAGUAGAAUUAAUCCCUAUGGAGAUCAAUCCAAUUGUAUUAAACACGUCACACUUCGAAAAUAUUGUUAUUGCUUAGAACAUAUGCGAAAAAGUGAUUCUAAAAAUGUUACUUCAAGAACAUCAUGAUAAAUGUUCGUUUGUCUGUACAUAAGGCAGCUAUAUUUAUUUGUAAUAUGGAUGUAGUUAUUCGAUUUGAAUGACAAAACUGUUCAAUGUUUGUUUUUUCAGAAAAUUUGAUGUUCCAAUGUGCAGUUCGUGUUCUCAUCAAUUUAUAACUGUUUGAAGAAGAGUUUAUUUAUUAAAUAAGAUUGUAACUUUUUUUUAUUGAUUGCAAUUCGACCAAUACUCAUUUUUAGGCUAAUAUUUAAAAAUGAACACCUGAAAAUACAAACUUUUUAUAAAUCAAAAUGAGAAAUUUUGCUGCUUCGAAAAUAAGCUAUUUGUACAUUCCUUGUGUGAAUCCAGAAGCAAAUUCCAUAACUAAAGAUUACAUUUUAAAUAUUUUUAGUAAAGCAGUCAUGCUUAUUGAUUUCCAAAAUUACAAUCUGUAAUUUUAUUCUACUAUGAUAAUUCUUAAUUUAAAAAAAAAAAAUGUUAAAUCACGAAUGAUUUAAAAUUAAAGACGGGAAGUUUAUACUGUUAAAAUUCUCAAGCUCAGUAAAGGUUAAAAACCAUGAUUUUUUUUCUCCUUCUUUUUCUUUUUUUAAACGUUCUUCUGUUUUAAUCUGAACAUGAAAUCCAUAAUUUUCUUUUACCCUUAUAGGAAGUUAGAUUUUUAUACAUAAUAUAAUUGACAAAGCACUGCUGUCAUUCCUUUGUAUGUGUUGUAAUGUAGGUAACUAACCAUUAAGGUUUAAAUAGACAUCUAUCAAUGUAAAUUUCCAAAUUCACAAAAUGAAAUUAAUAGCGAGCAACAUAAAUUUUGCAAAUAUCCAUGUUGUGCUGGAAGUGUUUGAUGUAUUUAACAUUUUGUAUAAAAAUUCAAAUGCUCAAAUAAGAAUUUUUUUUACUAAAGUAUGCUUUAGUACAAAAUUAUUGCACUGUUGCAGUUAUGUCCAUGACUCAUUAGCAAAUUUUUCAGAAAUUUACCAAGUUAGAUUUAUGUGUUUUAAAUAAUAAAAAUAAGUAAGAAUUACAUUUUUUUUAGAAAUAUAUCUUCGUCGAGUUUACAACUUUUGGAAGUCAGUUACUGAUUCAUGAUUGUUACAAAACAAAAUGUAUAUGUUUUUGUGUGUCCUGUAUAGAUGUUAUCUAGUUAUUUGUAUAGAACUUUUUAUCAUUUUUUUUUUCUAGAAAACAAUAAAAA